This is a messenger RNA of Fusarium redolens, 348 nucleotides long. RefSeq lists its product as uncharacterized. Lineage: Eukaryota; Fungi; Ascomycota; Sordariomycetes; Hypocreales; Nectriaceae. The record is from RefSeq and is a predicted model, not a curated record. The transcript is spliced from 2 exons. Bases 1 to 348 code for a protein of 115 amino acids.
AUGUCAUCAGCUUCGCCCGCUCCCUUGUUAUCGGAGCCUUCUGAUGAGCUCUUGGGGCCUGCUUCGCCUGGUUCUCCCGUUCCCGCGAAGCGCACAAUGGAUCGCUCUCCCUCUGAUCGGGCUGGCAAGCGCACCAAAGGCCGUACGAACAAAAGCACUUGGAACGAGGCGCGUGGCCCUUAUGAAGAGAGAGGGGAGAAAGCUCGCGAUACCUCAUACCACGAAAUUUGUCGAGCCCGCAAGCACCUGCGGGACUUUCAUGGCAUCCGGGUGAUAGAGCAUGUGGAAAGGUCGGAUCUGAAGAAGCAGCAACGUGGCACCAUUACGGACUUGUUCGGAAGGCAGUAG